UCGUGCGGGGGGUUGGGCGGCCGCGAGACGCCACUCAGACCUGCCCCGCGCCUACGGUCGGCCCAGCGCCGUGGCUCUGCGCGCGGGGGCCCGGGGUCUGAGGGGCUGCGGCCUACCCGGGCCCGCCGCUCAGCCCCAUGAGGCACAGCCUGACCAAGCUGCUGGCAGCCUCGGGCCGCGACUUCCCGAGCCACCGCGACAGCCAGGAGCCGGCCGCCACGCGCGCGCCGCCCCGGGGCCCGACUGGGGCAGCCGCGGGGGCGGGGACGCCGAGGCCGGGAUCGCCUGACCGCGAGCAACCUCACGGGGACGGGGGCGAGCCGGAGGCCCGGAGGGGGAGCCGCGGCUGCGUGGCCGUGCGCGCGCCCGCGUCCUCGCCAGUGAAGAUGGAGGAGGAGGAGGAGGACGCGAUCGCUAUGGUCCCCAAAGAAGAGCCGGAGGACAUGGACUUUCUCUCCGGGCUGGAGCUGGCCGAUCUGCUGGACCCUCGGCAACCGGACUGGCACCUGGAGCCCGGGCUCAGCUCGCCCGGGCCCCUGUCCUCGUCCGGCGGAGGCUCGGAGAGCGGCGGCCUGUUGCGGGGGGACGACGACGACGAGACCGCGGCCGCGGAGAUGCAGCGCUUUUCCGACUUGCUGCAGAGGCUCUUGAACGGCAUCGGAGGCUGCAGCAGCGGCAGUGACCGCGGCAGCGGGGAAAAGAGGCGGAGGAAGUCCCCGGGAGGAGGCGGUGGCGCCAGCGACAGCAACCAGGCGGCGACCAAGAGUCCUCGGAAGGCGGCGGCGGCCGCUGCCCGUCUUAAUCGGCUCAAGAAGAAGGAGUACGUGAUGGGGCUGGAGAGUCGAGUCCGGGGACUGGCAGCCGAGAACCAGGAGCUGCGGGCCGAGAAUCGGGAGCUGGGCAAACGCGUGCAAGCACUGCAGGAGGAGAGUCGCUACCUACGGGCCGUCCUAGCCAACGAGACCGGACUGGCUCGCCUGCUGAGCCGGCUGAGCGGCGUGGGACUGCGGCUGACCACCUCGCUCUUCAGGGACUCGCCCGCCGGGGACCACGACUACGCCCUGCCGGUGGGGAAGCCGCCGCAGGAGCUGCCGGAGGACGACGACGCGGCGGGAGGAGUGUGUCUCCAUGUGGACAAGGAUAAGGUGUCGGUGGAGUUCUGCUCGGCGUGCGCUCGGAAGGCGUCGUCUGCUCUUAAAAUUUUCUUUUUUAGGUGAUUUCCUUCCUGCCAGGCUCCGUUGUAGGGGUUACAGAACAGUCGUUCCCGCCUCACAACCUGGUAAGGAUCCAUCUCUUCACGUACCGCUCAUGCUCUGCUGCUUAGCCUCCUUUAAUGGGCAGACAUCUCAGUGUGUGUGUGUGUGAGAUCUUUUGUUUUCUUUUUUUCUUUUUGAAAGGUGGGAGGGGAAUUUAAUUUGGGCCUUGUCCACCCUGGAAACAGACUUGUGCUGGUCAUUACUGUACUUAAGUUGCUUUUGGUUGAAAUAGCUGUUAAAUGUGUCCCCUUGUUCAGAGUUGCGUGUACCUAGCUCUUCUGUCCCCAGUGUGGACAUGGCCUUGGAUGACAUCGGUUCCAACUGUACACUGAAACCUGCUAAUAGAGAUACAGUUUGGAGACAGUCAAACAGGUGAAGUUGAAUGGAAGUUCCGAGUUGUACAAGGUGCAAAUUGGAAUUCCAAUUGUAGAGCAACUUUUCAGAGGUUGACAAUAAGUAUUGAGGCAUGCGCAAAUGUGGUAUUUUUCUGGAGAUGACAAAUCUCCUAAAAUACUUAAGAAUGCCUUAUAGUUUUCAGUAGAAAAUGCAGAAAUAUAAUCUAUUUAAAGAUCUUAAUAUUUCAUCACUUGAGAAGUUGGAAAUUAACAUACCCAUCAGAUUUCUGUGUUUUAAUUAGAAGAUGUGAAAUGUUUGAGGACCAGCACAGUAAUUACUUAUGAGUAUGAAGAAAUUGUUCAAAGUAUUUAUUUUUGUUGUAUUAAAAUUUAGGCUAAAUUUCUGUAUGAUUAUUAGCUAUUGAAGGUUGUGAAAUGUGAAUGAAAAACAUGUAAAGUGAGGCUUCACAAAGAAUCUUUUCUCCAUAUUUCUAAAACUUUUGUCCUACUUAAAAAUACCUUUUUAAAUUAAUGAGGUGAUUGAUACUUUUUCCAAAGAUGGAAGUCUUUCUUCCCUUGACAUACUGUUUAUUGUUUAUUGUCCACUUGUCUAGUGUCUGUUCUGAUGCUCUAAAAUGCAAGAGACAUUAAAUUCUUUGUGAAACAUCACUGUUUGAUAAAGGAUAUACGUAUUUAGCAUCCUUGUUUUUCUUUGUGCUAAAGUGGAUACAGCUGUUGGGGCAGAAGAGACGGGACCAGCUGCUGGCCACAUUUCCUGCUUUAUUUUAAAAGCUUAGCAGUAUCUGCAAAAACGAAUCUUUUCCUACAACCUGUUAACUGACUGGACUGAUGGUAACAGUAAUUGUGGGAGCCAUGUCGGUCAAAAAUUUGGCAUCUGCUGAAAAACAUGAAUGCCAUUUCCAAGGUCCCAAAUUACUUCUAUACUGAUUACACUUUCCAGAAAUGGAGAUAUGAAAAGAUUCUCUGGAAUGCUUGAAAGACUUAAUAGAAAUCCAUGAGACUAAGUUAAUUUUGGAACAAAAUUACACCUCUCUUUUUUUCAUUCAUGGCAGUUAACACUAAAUUUAUCGCAUACUUUAAAAAAUUGUAACCAUUGGAGAAGAGAAUUACAGUGUUUCAUCAAGAAACAUUAGGUUUUUACACAAUCAAGAACAUUUUGUGGAAUUAGACUUAGUGGGUUAGAAUGACAUAAGUAGGCUAGCAGUGCUCACAAACCUCAGAGUUUGAAUGCUGGAAUGCAAAGAGCCGCUUUGGAAGACAGACACCUGGCUGAGUAGAAUAAAGUCCUUAACUGAAAGAUUAGUGUUUUAAAGUAGAUGCAUUGAUUGUAUGUCUUGAAGAAGUGAUUCUGACAAUGUGUGGAUGCAAAUUUAGGGUAUCAUGAGCAUGUAUGCAAUACCAGGGUUUGGCAUCUUCAAUGUUCUGAGUAUUUGAUCUCGUUGAAUGUGUUGAGGUUUCCGACGAAUGAUAUAGUUUCUACUGUUCUGUGUUAAAAUUUCUGUAGUAUUCUGUAAGGAUCUUUAUAUUCUGGAUGAUAAGGGGUAAUAAUUUCUUCAGUAAAACACUUAGAACCCAAUCAUUUUCUAUUACUGUUGGAAUAUGCUAAUGAAUCUUUCAUCUGGUCUAGAUUGAGUUAUAUUUUGGUUCACUUGGGAAAUACGCAGAUAGAAGAGGGAGAUGAUAGGAAGUAGUUAAUUUACUCAAAAUUCAUUCAGGUUGCUCUUGUAUUCAUCUAUAUGCUCAGUGCCCAUAAAGCCAAAUAGUAAAGGGAAUUUCUAUAGGCUUAUCUUUAAAGUGACUAAUGCACCUAUAGUACAGACCUUGAAUACAUCUCUGACAGAACAGUGUGGAUAAAUCACUAAUAAUAUGUAUUAAUAUUCUGCAGUUACCUGGUUGAGGUAUUUUGAAGGUAGAGAUUGUGAGCUCACAGAUAUAGUCAUUUUUCUUAACUAAAUAAAUGGAUCAUCAACAUUGAAUAGGUAAUAUUUGCCUGUAUUUCCCCCCCCGUAUGUUGAUUCUAAGUUUUGAGACCCACCUUUAUAUUUUUACUGUGCUUCUGGAUUAGUUCUCCCCCACUCCAUUUAUUUACUUAGGAAUUAAAAAGGCCACUUUAAGAAUUUACAUAUUUGAAUUUUAAUACCAUCACGUGUGGGCUCAAUAUUUAACCAACCACCCUUACUGUUUUACAAUAAUGUUUUUGUAAGAAUUAAUUCAUAGAUACAGUAGCUAUGUACAGUGUAAUCUGCCAGUGUAACAAUUUGAAUUUUACUGUAGCACAAGUAUUCCCAAGUUUUGUAUCAUCCUGUUAAGAGUAAAAUUCCUAUAUCUUUCUGGCUUACUGUACAAGAGUUUGGACUUGAAUAAUAUAUAUACCCACAGAUAUAAUGAAUCUGAAUACUCUUAAAGCCAUGUGCCUAGUCAGAGCAGACUGCAAGAUUCUAAGUAUUUUUAACCAUCUGUCUACUUUAACUAGACAGAAGUCUUAAACUGCUUUCCUCAGUGAGGCAUUGUUCUUAGGUCUGAGCUACAGAAAAAGAACUAAGUGUCCUUAGGAUUUGAUGUUACUCACAGUUCAUGUCAUGUACUUGGCCUUCUGAACAGUUUCAGUAGGCUAAGUGUUUAUUGCUUAGUUGCCUAUUUCUGUUAGUUAAAGAGGAUUUCACUGUAGCACAGGGAAGAGGUUCAUGAAUCUUUGUAAAGGAAAAGAUAAAACACAUUUAUAGCCAGUGUGUCAGGAGUAAAAGUCCUGGGACAGUUUUAAGCAUAGUAAACAGUUUGCACUUAUCAGAUUGGUUAUAUAUCACUGGAUUUUGGAUUACUAAGUUGAUUAUACACCGUCUGUAUUACCUAAGAAAUCUGAUGUAGUAAUUAUAUUUAAUAAAUUAUUUAUACUUUGAUCAAUUAUGCAUUAAGUAAAAGUGAGAAUGUAGGUGGGCAGCUUUGUAUCAGAUUAUACAAAACACAUUUUCACAUUGCAGUUCUAAAAGUAAAGCAUAUUAAAAAUCUUGGGAACUCCAGAAAGAAAGCCAAAGAAAUCACGUAACUAACCCAGGGGAAGAUACAGUAAGUAAACACUUUUCUCUUAGAAACUUCCUUCCUUCAUAAUUAUACUUAAAACUGGAUAGAGAACACAUUUCUUGUGCUUUUUGGAAGAACAAAUCACAGCAUUCUGAAAACUGCUAAAUUUGACUAAAAUUUUAGUAGUUUUGAUGAUGGAAACAAGGGUCUUACAUUGGACUAGAAAUCACUAGCUAGCCUUAAAUCUGAGAAUGGCCCUGCCUUUUCUUCCCAAUUGCUAGGCAUGCCUGGGUAUUUUUUUCUUUUUUUUUUAUUUUAAUAAAAGUCUAUAUAACACGUU
This is a messenger RNA of Apodemus sylvaticus (European woodmouse), 4970 nucleotides long. RefSeq names its product CREB/ATF bZIP transcription factor (gene Crebzf). NCBI's taxonomy places the organism in Eukaryota, Metazoa, Chordata, Mammalia, Rodentia, Muridae. The transcript has 3 exons. The record is from RefSeq and is a predicted model, not a curated record. The coding region runs from base 138 to 1217 and encodes 359 amino acids. Gene Ontology annotation, molecular function: DNA-binding transcription factor activity. Gene Ontology annotation, biological process: regulation of DNA-templated transcription.